Harpia harpyja (harpy eagle) is the source of this 5199-nucleotide messenger RNA. It is a transcript of the gene TCF7, whose product is annotated as transcription factor 7. Gene Ontology annotation, cellular component: beta-catenin-TCF complex. NCBI's taxonomy places the organism in Eukaryota, Metazoa, Chordata, Aves, Accipitriformes, Accipitridae. Gene Ontology annotation, biological process: regulation of transcription by RNA polymerase II; canonical Wnt signaling pathway. The record is from RefSeq and is a predicted model, not a curated record. The transcript is spliced from 12 exons. Gene Ontology annotation, molecular function: DNA-binding transcription factor activity, RNA polymerase II-specific; RNA polymerase II cis-regulatory region sequence-specific DNA binding. The coding region runs from base 170 to 1666 and encodes 498 amino acids.
AGAAAAAUUUCAAGCGGGAGCAAAUUUUUUUUUUGGAGAGGAAAAAAAAAAAAAUUGAGGGAGAGGAAAAAAAAAAAAAAAUAAUUGCGAAGGGCUUGAUCCGGGCGGCGGAGAACAAUACUCGCCGGGAAAGUUGCUGCGCGGCUCGGGAGGGAGCGGCGGGAGGAAAAUGCCGCAGCUGGGCAGCGGCGGCGGGGACGACCUGGGGGCCACGGACGAGAUGCUGGCCUUCAAGGACGAGGGUGAGCAGGAGGAGAAGAUCCCCGAGAACGCCUUCACGGAGCGCGACCUGGCCGAUCUCAAGUCCUCGCUGGUGAACGAGUCCGAGGGCAGCGGCAGUCCGGCCGCCGCCGCCGCCGCCGACCCUGAGGCCAUCAGGCGUGUGCAGGAUCCGCAGAGGGUUUAUCAGGAGAAGCUCCCGGACCACAUGGACGAUGCAGGUAUGAAGCAUCAGGACCCAGGGAUGUAUAAAGGAUCUGCGUAUUCUGGCUACCCUUUCCUAAUGCUCUCAGACCCUUAUCUGCCAAAUGGAUCUAUGUCACCUCUGUCCAACAAAGUUCCCGUCGUGCAGCCAUCCCACGGAGUCCACCCGCUCACCCCGCUCAUCCCUUACAGCAACGACCAUUUCAGCCACGGCUCCCACUCGCCCCACUUGCCCGCCGACAUCAACCAGAAACAAGGAGUGCACCGUCCUUCCCAGACCUCAGACAUCCCCGGUUUCUACCCCCUCCCUCCCGGUGGAGUCGGACAGAUCACGCCGUCGAUGGGAUGGCAGAGCCAGUCUGUCUAUCCGCUCCCGUCAUGUGGAUUUAGACAGCCGUAUUCGUCAGCGCUUUCUGCUGGGGCUUCUUUCUCCAGGUUCACUCACCCGCUGAUGCUGGGCUCCGGCAUGCACACCACCGGCAUCCCGCACCCCGCCAUCGUGCCCCACUCCGGCAAGCAAGAGAUGGAGCACUAUGACCGAAACAUGAAACCUCAACCAGAACCAAAGAGAGAGAAGGAAGCCAAGAAGCCCACUAUCAAGAAGCCCCUGAACGCUUUCAUGUUGUAUAUGAAAGAAAUGCGGGCGAAAGUCAUUGCCGAAUGCACCCUGAAAGAGAGCGCCGCUAUCAACCAGAUCUUGGGAAGGAGGUGGCACGCACUGUCCCGGGAGGAGCAGGCCAAGUACUACGAACUGGCUCGGAAGGAACGGCAGCUCCACAUGCAGCUCUACCCCGGCUGGUCUGCCAGAGACAACUAUGGCAAAAAGAAGAGACGAACACGGGAAAAGCAGCAAGAUUCCAACUCAGAUCCUGCCUCUCCUAAGAAAUGCAGAGCUCGCUUUGGCCUCAACCAACAAACGGACUGGUGCGGCCCGUGCAGGAGGAAAAAGAAGUGCAUUCGGUACUUACAAGGAGAAGGACGCUGUGCCAGCCCAGUUUCUUCCGAUGGAAGUGCUAUAGACUCCCCUCCCUCUCCUCUGGACGCACUCCAAUGCAUCUCCUCUGCUUUUCCUUCAGACAAGCUUGCAGCCCCCGCUGACUCCGCACACAGCGAACAGCCCGAGCCCUUCCCCGUCUCCGCUCACCUCCAAACCGCCACCUGCUCCUCCAGACUGACCACCACCAGGUGCUCUUCUGCGCCCACAGAGUCCCCAGCGUACAGCCUGGCCUCCACGGGGACAUAGUCCCGCGCGCCCAGCCGCGUUGGCCGGGACGCUGGGCGCUUCGCUUUCUCCCACCUGGUUUCGCCGCCCAUUGAGAAGGACCAGAGGCCUGUCCAAAUUCCCCAUCUCACUGUAAAAACGUGCAAAGUUAGGUGACGGGAUGACUUAAGGAUGCUGGAAAACUCAUUUGGUAUUUUUGGGGGGGGGGGGGGGGGUGUUAAAGACAGAAAAGUGAUUUCAAAAAAAGGGUAAAAAAAUAAGUACUUGCCAAAAUUUAAAGUGCUGAUGAGUAAACAAGCCUUUUGUCCCUGCCCUGUGCUGCUUUUUUUGUUUGUUUGGGGUUUUUCUUUUUUUUUUUUUUUUUUUUUUAACUGCAUUAUCUUCAAGUAUGGCAGAAAGCAGAGACAAAGUCCCCAGCUUGCUGCAGUAGAUGGUAGGUGCUAUCAAUCUUAACACUGGCUUCCUCUCCCUGCCUUCUGAGCUGCUUUAAAGUGUAGUCACUCACUCACAGAUCUCUCGUAGCCAUUACACCAUGGAGCUGGAAAAGCUGGAAUAGGAGCAUUUUUUAAAAGCCCUUAUGUCUGAAAAUUAAAUGUAGCGACGCUAGCUUUCUGAUCUGACCAGAUAAUAGAGAAAGGAAAUACUUAAACCAACGACGUGAAUUUUUUAAACUUCUUGUUUGAGAACAGGAAGAUACUGUUUACAGGUAACAGGUCUCUCUGCAGACAUGUCCCACUCCGCGAGCGUACAGCACGGCAGAGGAAAGGGAGCACUAACCGGACAGCGAAAGGAGCUCGGACCGGCCGCUGGAAGGUCCGACGGUCGAUUGCUCACCGCGUCAGUCAGGUACAGGGUCUCCCUUGCUGGUAGGAAUCGUCCACCGCAGACGUGGACGGCCAGAAAUCUCACCAGAUAGCCUGGGCAAAGCCCCAAAAAUCAGUUUUUGCUACUACGGCCUUGACCUAACUCUGCACCUACGCGGCGGGCGGGCAGGCUGACCCAAGGCUGAGGACCGUGCUGGCCCAACAAGCCGCCUUCUGCGGAGUGGAGGGGCUGGAGGAGCGGUGGGAGCUCGGCUCCCCCCUUCCUCCCCGGCAGCAGAACGGCCCACGAGCCUGCUCUUCGCUCCAGGCGUCCGUCUGUACGCACCUCGGCAAGAUCAGAACCCUUUUUUUCAUGAUUUGGUGUGCAACUUUUUAAAAAAAACCUUAUUCUAGCUUUUUCUAGAAGAUCCUCCCUCCAGCCCCGUGAUGAUGCCAAAUGUUAAUGUAUUCUCUCCAGCUUGAAAACGUUUACCAGUUUCUGGUAUUUUAUUUACAUUUUGAGCUUGAGAAACAAAAAAAACCUGCGGACAGAUUGUGAUCUCCCUGAACCGACGUAAAUCCUAAAUUAAUCCAAGUUCUGGGUUUACUUCAGGUUUACAGACUUCUCACAGAGACCACCAUCUAGUCCAGUGCUGAUUUUUUCCUGCUUGAAAGAAAUACAUUCUAGACUGCUGAAGAGAAAAAUAACACCACAGAGCGGGAGAGGGGGGUCUAUUUUUUUCUACUUUACAGAAUAGGUUUUAGAGUACUGAAUACAAAUUAUGUAGUAAUAUUAUUGUAGAACUGCAAGAAAUUUAAGAUGACCUUUAUAAUGUACAAAAUAUUUUUAUAUUUUUUUUUCUUAAUGCAAAAACACAAACCCUAAUUUUUUACAUUGGACUAAACAUAACUUUUUAAACCAGUUUAUGCCUCAGAUUGAAAAUUUAAAAAAAAAAAAAACUGAUUAGUCUGUAGAGCAGCUUUGGAUUUAUUCCCUUUAUUUAGGUACUUUUGCUUAUAGUAGUGUAGAUUUUUUAAUUCCAGUUUUAGUUUAGAAGAUCUAAACCUAUUAGUUUAUUCCUCUCCUGUGUAAAUGUAACUUCAGAAGCACUGAAUGAGAGCUACGUGCACAAACCUGACAAGUUUGAAAAGAGUCAUUUUGAAGUUUGAAAGAAUCAUUUUAACCCUUCGAGAAGUAGCAUUACCUGAACCGACUGCCAACUGUACACUUAGUCAUGUACUUACUGCACUCAGAGGGUUAAUUAUAUAGCACUAGAUCAAUAUGCAAUCUGCUCAUUUUUAAAUUAUUUUAGCAAGCUUAGACAACAACAUGCUCCAGUGCUGAACAGAGGAACUCAGCAGACUCUUCCCAGAUCUGACAUACUCUCUUUUUUAUCACUUGAUUAAAAAAAAAAAAAAAAAAAAAUUGCUUAAAAAAAGGAGCUGUGUCUCAGCUCACCUUUUGUCACUCUGAGACCCUCUGAUGUAAGGUGCUGUAGAAGUGUCAGCUACUGUAAACACCACAGGUGACAAAUCAGCCACAGCAGCCUAGUGUAACUAACUCAACACUGGGUGUAAAGCUGGCAUAACUUAAUACCCGAUCGGUAUUUUGUGGUUGGAUGAAACAUGUAACUUAGCAGCAAAGCAAAGGCAGGUAUAAAAGAAAAAGCAGAUGUGUCUAAAUAAACACCCGAGGAAAUUUAGGGGAAAGUCCUGAACAGUAUUAAACUGCGUAACCUGACCAAGGACCAACUAGUACUAGCGUACACAGACCAGCCGUCAUUCAUUUCAGAAUUCACCGGGACUUUCACCCAUUUAUUUCAAGGCUACGUUGGCCCCUCCGUGGUGUUGUGGAUGCCUGCCUUGGUUCAGGGCACACUGACCAGCAAAAGGCCCACCUGUAUUACAGCCUCCGCUCAUUGUUUUUAUUCCAUCCGAUUCCUGCAAAAUGUCCUUAGUGAAACCUACUGCCCCCCCUCUGCGGGAGCCUUUCCUCGUGCAUUCACGGCACGGAAGCAUUUCCACAGCCAGAGAGCCGGAGCAGUUACAUUUUCUGACAGGGUUGUUCUGACCCUGUGCUCUGCUCUAUACAUACAGGUUUAUAGCCAGACCUUACCCUGUGCUUCAGCUACCACAGUGUAAACUCAAAAUAUCUGCUUGGCGUCCUCUAACAUGGUCAGUUUAUACUGGUGUAACUGAGGAAAUUUAAUCUUUUUUUUUUCUUCCCCAAAACACACAAGAUAAGAACUUGAAGCUGCCCAUUUCCAAGACAAAACAGUGAGCAUGACCAACUUUUGUUAUGUGCCCCAUGGCUGAUAACCAAUGCCAAAACAAAGUUACUUUUAUUAAUACCAAAAAAGUGUCUUUAGAAAUGCUACAUGAAGCGUCACUAUUUUGUGUUAAUACUCUUUUUUUAACAGAAGGAAAACUUUGCCCUUAAGUUUUUAUCGCAACAAGAAUUUUUUUUAGUUCUUUUACAGCAAUUUCAGCUCUUCCUCAAAUACAUAUUUUAAUUCCUGAAAUCAGUUUGAAUGUAGAAGUCAUGGAAGUACCACUUCAUUAAACCAAGUAAAACCACUGUAUGUAUGUAGCAGGGAUAAAUGUUUUGCAGCUGUACUUUCAUUUGUCCAAUGACUAUCCACCAUUUGUUGUAAUUUUUUUACUUCAUUGAGUUUGUAUUUUUUGGCUUUUAUGUUCAAAAUAUGUUUAUAGCUUUAUAAAUAAAGUAAUUGCCAGACUGGCUAUUCAAAA